AUGGGGGCAUUAGAUGAAUCCACACCUGUACCUUCAAGAAUAACCCUACAGCUGAUGAAGCAAAAAAAAAAAAGUGCAUUUCAAGGAUAUUCGCUAUUAAAAAAAAAAAGUGAUGCCUUGUUCAUACAUUUUAGAGAUAUAUUAAAGGAUAUUGUUAAGACUAAAAUAAAAGUAGGGGAAGAGAUGAGUAAUGCAUCCUUUUCAUUAGCUAAGGCAGUAUGGGCCGCUGGAGAUUUUAAAGGGCAAAUUAUAGAAGGAAUUAAAAGACCAGUUGUUACCUUAUCCUUAUCUACUAAUAACGUUGCAGGUGUCAAGUUACCAAUAUUUCAAGUACAUAUUGAUCCUACAGUUGAUGUAUUAGGACAUUUAGGAGUGGCAUCAGGGGGACAAGUCAUUAAUAAUACAAGAGAAAAUUAUUUACAGUGUUUAAAUAUGUUAGUUAAAUUGGCCUCUAUGCAAGUAGCUUUUUUCUCACUUGACGAAGAAAUUAAGAUGACGAAUAGGAGAGUGAAUGCUUUAAAUAACAUUGUCUUACCUCGGCUUGACGGAGGCAUCAAUUACAUUAUAAAAGAACUUGAUGAAAUAGAAAGGGAAGAAUUCUUUAGGUUGAAAAAAAUAAAAGAAAAGAAAAUUGACAAGUUGAAAGACACAUACACAGAGCACUCAACGGAUGCAAAUAAUCAAAGUAACGCAAAAAGAUAUGACACUUUUGCGCAUCAGAAGGAUGAUGAUGUUAUAUUUUGA
Plasmodium malariae is the source of this 744-nucleotide messenger RNA. RefSeq names its product V-type proton ATPase subunit D, putative. NCBI's taxonomy places the organism in Eukaryota, Apicomplexa, Aconoidasida, Haemosporida, Plasmodiidae. The transcript is spliced from 4 exons. The coding region runs from base 1 to 744 and encodes 247 amino acids. The record is from RefSeq and is a predicted model, not a curated record. Gene Ontology annotation, molecular function: proton-transporting ATPase activity, rotational mechanism. Gene Ontology annotation, cellular component: proton-transporting V-type ATPase complex; vacuolar membrane.